Molecule: messenger RNA, 2083 nt
Organism: Drosophila rhopaloa
Lineage: Eukaryota; Metazoa; Arthropoda; Insecta; Diptera; Drosophilidae
Gene: Tbce
Product: tubulin-specific chaperone E
Exons: 5
Coding region: 280-1851 (523 amino acids)
Source: RefSeq, a predicted model, not a curated record
GGUAAUUCGUUACGUUCCGCUUACGACCACACUCGGCUCAACUAAAAUAAAAAUAACAGUUUGUGACUCAGAAUUAAAGCUGCAGAAUAAAUCCACAAGCCCAAUUCUUCACUUUCAAGGCUGUUAUGUCGAUGUAAAGCCAGGACAAAUCAGCUGGACUUCAAAUCAAGCUCAAAUUGGGAGCAGCUGCGAAAUACAGACACAAAGGCGUGUGCGAGUGUGUGACUCGUGUGUAUUUGUGUGGGCGCCGCGGAAACCACAACAACAACACCCAAAGAGAUGGUGGGCAUUAUCGAUGAGGCGCAUCUGUUUUAUCCGCUGGGAACCCGCAUCAAGAUAGCCGACAACUAUGGCACAGUUCGAUAUGUGGGAGAGGUGAGCGGCCACAUGGGCACCUGGCUGGGUAUCGAGUGGGAUGACGGGUUGCGAGGCAAACACAACGGCAUAGUGGAUGGCAAGCGCUACUUCCAGACCACGACGCCCACGGCGGGCAGCUUUAUCCGACCGGGCAAGGUGGGGCCGUGUGCCACUUUGGAAGACGCUGCAAGGGAGCGGUACCUGAACUACGACUCGAGCAACGUUGACGAGUCCCUCAUCCGAGAGGCCCAGGCCAGCCUGCAGGCCUCGCUCUUCGAGGUCGUGGGCAUGGACAAGAUCGCUCGCAAGCAGAGCAAGUUUGAGCAGCUGGAGGAGGUGAGCGUUGACCAGACGCCGGUGAACGCGGCCGGGUACCUGAAGGAACUGACACAGCUGACCACGCUGAACGUGAGCCACACCUUGAUCUGGAACUGGGAGAUUGUGGCCAGCAUCGCGCAGCAGCUACCCUCCCUUACAAUCCUGAACCUGAGCUCCAACCGACUGGUCCUGCCCACAACAUCCCAAAUCGCGGAACUGGAGCCUGCCUUCCGGCAGCUGAAACGCAUCAAUCUGCGCAGCUGUGGAUUUUCCGACUGGAAGGAUGUAAUGCAGACUGCGCUCCUAUGGCCUAAUAUUGUGUCACUGGGUCUUCAGGAGAACUCUUUGGGUCAGCUGGCCGAGGUCGAUCGGAAAAAGAUCUUUAGGCAGCUGCAGGAGCUUGACUUGCAUCGCACGAACAUAAUGGAUUUUGACCAGGUGGCCAAGUUGGGCAACCUGACGACAUUACGCUUGUUGAAUCUCAUGGAGAACGGUAUCGAGGAGAUCAAACUUCCCGACUGUGAUCCCCAAGAAAAGCUUAAUAUGUUUGUCUCACUGGAACAAUUAAACCUUCUUCACAAUCCCAUUUGGAAUGAGGCUGAUGCGUUUAACGAAUUGGACAAGCUGCCGCAAUUGAAGCGUCUAAGUAUGACUCCACACUUAAAAUCCAAUUUCGAUGAAAUGGCCUCCAAGGCCGUGGCUAGCAUAUCCGGCCUACACUUCAUCAACAAGGCCGAGGUGACAGCGGAGGAGAGACGUGGUGCCGAGUACGAUAUUUGGAAGAAAUAUGCCCUGGACUGGAUGCAAGCGACCCAUCAAGGAUCGGAUUCCUUACGCGAGUUCUGCCGGCGGCAUCGCACCUACCCAUUGUUGGUUAAAAAGUACGGUUCGCCAGCAGACUUUGUACCGCGCAUUCAAACAAAGCAAUCGAAUUUAAUAAAUGUUUGCAUACGGCAUCAGCUGACGGGCGAGACAUGGGAGAAGAAAGUUCCGAGAAUGAUUACAGUGCAGACUCUACAGGGACUGAUCAUGAAGCGAUUCCGGUUAGCCGGUAACGUUCCGCAGCUGUGCUACAUUGAUGCAAAGCAUCCGGACCUAGUUGUUCCGCUGGAUAACAAUGCAAAAACGCUUGACUUCUAUUCUGUACAGGAGCACGACACAGUUUUGGUUCAAUAGCGUCCCACAUUUCAACAUUGGCGUUCAAUCCCUUUUCCGUAUUCAGAUGUGGUAUUUUAAUUUUAGGCAAUUGAAAAUCAAAAAUUGUAUGUUCAAUUUAACUUGGUCCCCCUCCACGCAUUAAAUUGCUAAUGUUAUCUUUAGGUACUGAUAAGUUGAAAUUUCCACUAAGCAGUUAAAAACGCAUAUUUAUAUUUUGUUUUGCUUUUUAAAAAAUGAAAAUAUGUUAUUU